Dreissena polymorpha is the source of this 1798-nucleotide messenger RNA. RefSeq names its product tubulin alpha-1 chain-like. Gene Ontology annotation, molecular function: GTP binding; structural constituent of cytoskeleton. Gene Ontology annotation, biological process: microtubule cytoskeleton organization; mitotic cell cycle. The record is from RefSeq and is a predicted model, not a curated record. The transcript has 3 exons. Gene Ontology annotation, cellular component: microtubule; cytoplasm. NCBI's taxonomy places the organism in Eukaryota, Metazoa, Mollusca, Bivalvia, Myida, Dreissenidae. Bases 136 to 1491 code for a protein of 451 amino acids.
CGACAAUGAAAGUAUAUAUACGUGACAGCUCGGCCGGGCGCGACAUCACUGCAGCGUAUCUCGCACAGACAGAUCGAGUCGAAGUGAGAUAUUUAAGACGUUUCUUCCUCCUGAACUCAAGUUUAAGUCAAGAACAUGCGUGAGUGCAUCUCAAUACACGUGGGUCAAGCAGGAGUCCAGAUCGGUAAUGCAUGCUGGGAGCUUUAUUGCCUGGAGCACGGGAUUCAGCCCGACGGACAGAUGCCGUCUGACAAAUCCGUCGGCAAGUGUGACGACUCGUUCAACACAUUCUUCAGCGAGACAGGAAGUGGAAAGCACGUGCCGCGUGCGGUGUUUGUGGACCUCGAACCAACAGUCAUAGAUGAGGUGCGCACCGGCAUCUACCGUGAUCUGUUUCACCCCGAGCAGCUCAUAACGGGCAAGGAGGACGCCGCAAACAACUACGCUCGCGGCCAUUACACCGUCGGCAAGGAGCACAUCGACCAGGUCUUAGACCGGAUUCGCAAGAUUGCCGACGGAUGUACGGGCCUGCAAGGAUUCUUGAUCUUCCAUAGCUUCGGAGGCGGUACUGGGUCUGGGUUUUCGUCGCUGCUCAUGGAACGGUUGAGCGUCGACUACGGUAAAAAGUCUAAGCUCGAGUUCGCCGUGUACCCCGCGCCUCAGGUCGCAACGGCGGUCGUUGAGCCAUACAACGCCAUCCUUACCACGCACACCACCUUGGAACACUCCGAUUGCGCGUUCAUGGUCGACAACGAGGCUAUUUACGACAUCUGCCGCCGCAACCUCGAUAUCGAGCGACCGUCGUACACAAACCUGAAUCGUCUGAUUGGCCAGAUCGUCUCAUCCAUCACGGCCUCUCUCCGUUUUGACGGCGCCCUUAACGUGGACUUGACCGAGUUCCAGACCAACUUGGUUCCCUACCCCCGCAUCCACUUCCCCCUGGCUACAUACGCCCCCGUCAUCUCAGUCGAGAAGGCCUACCACGAGCAGCUCUCCGUGGCAGAGAUCACUACCGCCUGUUUCGAGCCAGCCAACCAGCUCGUCAAGUGCGACCCGCGACAUGGGAAGUACAUGGCCUGCUGCCUGCUCUAUCGAGGAGACGUCGUGCCUAAGGACGUGAACGCUGCCAUCGCGUCCAUCAAAACGAAGCGAACCAUCCAGUUCGUCGACUGGUGCCCCACCGGCUUUAAGGUGGGCAUCAACUAUCAGCCACCCACCGUGGUUCCCGGCGGCGAUCUCGCUAAGGUGCAGCGCGCAGUCUGCAUGCUGAGCAACACGACCGCCAUCGCGGAGGCAUGGGCCCGUCUGGAUCACAAAUUCGAUCUGAUGUACGCCAAGCGAGCGUUCGUGCACUGGUACGUCGGUGAGGGCAUGGAGGAAGGGGAGUUCUCGGAGGCGCGUGAGGAUCUGGCGGCGCUCGAGAAGGACUACGAAGAGGUCGGCGUGGAUACACAUGAUGACGUUGCCGAGGAUAACGCAGACGAGUACUAGACGUGUCAGUCUUAGUAGGACUAAGAUAUAUGUAUAUGAACUUCUUGAAAAGGGUUAAUGUCAAUAUAUUAAGUACUUGUUAAGUAAACAUAAAACACGAUUUCUUUCUACUAGUCCUACAUUACCUGUCAUAAGCCUCUUUUGAUGCAAUGCAAGUUUUCUGAAGAAAAAAAUAUUUACAAAUAAUAUUAUUGUUUUCCCGAGAAUUAUAAUAACAUAUAUAUUUCCUUUGAAUACAUAUUUUAUCUCAGUUAAUUAGUGUGUGUUUAUUUAUUUUAAAUUUUAAAAAUAAACUGAUAAAAUAAAA